AUGACGGUCGUGCCUGGGAGCUUCUCUCUCCGUGCGGUCGCUGCUUUUGAAAGUCCACGAGGAAAGACGGCGCGUGCGUUUGGAACAAUGCAACCAGACAGGAGCUUCCAGAGUUUUGCCUCAAGGUACAGGCAGAGUUCUUUCACAUAUGAUGUGAAGCGAGACGUGUACAAUGAGGAAAACUUUCAACAGGAACACAGAAAGAAGACCACUUCCUCUGCGAACAUGGACAUCGACAUCAGCACUGUCGGUCACCAAGUGCAAUGCAGAUGCUCAUGGCACAAGUUCCGAAGAUGCCUGCUUACAGUGUUUCCCUUCCUAGAGUGGAUGUGUUUCUAUCGAUUCAAAGAUUGGCUUCUUGGAGACUUACUUGCUGGAAUAAGUGUUGGCCUUGUGCAAAUUCCCCAAGUCCUGAUGCUUGGUUUGCUGGCAAGGCAUCUGAUUCCUCCUCUCAAUGUCUCUUAUGCAGCUUUCUGUGCUUCAGUAAUUUAUGGAAUUUUUGGAUCAUGUCAUCAAAUGUCCAUUGGUACAUUCUUCCUUGUGAGUGCUCUGACAAUCAAUGUCCUCAGGACACAGCCAUUCAACAGUGGCCACUUAUUACUGGGAACCUUCAUCCAGGAUGACUUUUCUAACAUGUCCUUCUUUGAGAACUAUAACAAAUCCUUGAGUUCUGUGGCAUCUGUAACUUUGCUGACUGGGAUUAUUCAGCUGUCUAUGGGCAUGUUAGGUUUUGGCUUCAUUGUCACUUACAUUCCGGAGGCUGCCAUCAGUGCUUAUCUGGCUGCUACAGCACUGCACGUUAUGCUGUCCCAGUUGACCUGCAUCUUCGGAGUUAUGAUCAGUUACAAUUCUGGUCCCGUCGCCUUCUUCUACAACAUAAUUAACUACUGUUUAGGUCUCCCUAAAGCUAAUUCCACCAGCAUCUUACUAUUUCUAACCGCUAUUGUUGCUCUGAGAAUCAACAAAUGUAUCAGAAUUUCCUUCAACCAGUACCCCAUUGAGUUUCCCAUGGAAGUUUUUCUGAUUCUUGGCUUCGCUGCAUUUUCAAGCAAGGUAAACAUGGCCACAGAAAACAGCCUGAUGAUCAUUGAGAUGAUACCUUAUAGCUUCCUGUUUCCUGUAACGCCAGAUAUGAGCCAUUUUACUGAAAUUCUUGUAGAAUCGUUCUCCUUAGCGUUAGUGAGCUCCUCUUUGCUCGUAUUUCUGGGCAGGAAGAUUGCCAGUUUCCAUAACUAUAACGUCAAUUCCAACCAGGAUUUAAUAGCCAUUGGCCUUUGCAAUGUCGUCAGUUCAUUUUUCAGAUCUUACGUGUUUACUGGUGCUGUUGCCAGGACCAUUAUCCAGGAUAAAACUGGGGGAAGACAACAGUUUGCAUCUCUGGUAGGCGCAGGCGUCAUGCUGCUCCUGAUGAUGAAGAUGGCACGCUUUUUCUACAAACUGCCAAACGCUAUAGUGGCUGGUAUUAUCCUGAGUAACGUCCUGCCCUACCUUGAAGUUGUUUACACCCUUCCCAGUCUGUGGAAGCAGAACCAGUAUGACUGUCUCAUUUGGAUGGUGACAUUCUUAUCUGCAGUUUUACUGGGACUGGACAUUGGACUAGUUGUUGCAGUAGCUUUUGCCUUCUUCAUCAUCACUGUUCAGUCACACAGAACUAAGAUUCUCCUCCUGGGUCAGAUCCCUAACACCAAUAUUUAUAGAAGCUUCCAAGACUAUCGGGAGGUUACAAACAUUCCAGGGGUGAAGAUCUUCCAGUGCUGCAAUGCCAUCACAUUUGUCAACGUUCACUACCUGAAGCGCAAGGUGUUAGAGGAGAUUGAAAUGGUAAAGGUGCCCCUUACAGAAGAGGAAAUUUAUACCCUGUUCAGUCAAAAUGAAGAGGGCGCACAGCGAAGAAGGAUUUGUCGGUGUUACUGCAACUGUGAUGAUCCAGAGCCAUCGCCCAGGGUUAUUUACACAGAACGAUAUGAAGUUCAACGGGGCCGAGACUCCUCCUUCAUUAACCUGAUCCGCUGCUCACGUUUCGAGAGCAUGGACACAGCCCAAACUAUGUCUGAAGACCAAGUACCGUACAUAACAUCGUCCACAUCUCAGAGAAACCCAAACUAUGAGGAGGUGGAGAAAGUUUGGCUUUCUGAUGACCCUUCCAGGAGCAUGACAAUCACACUCCCUGAGGCUUCUGAUACUCAGGUCAGAGAUACAAAACUGCCUUACUCGAGUUCAACUAUUCUACCCAGUGUCCAUACCAUCAUCUUGGACUUCUCCAUGGUACAUCUUGUGGACGCACAGGCUUUGGUCGUAUUAAGACAGAUGUUCAGUGCUUUCCAAAACGCCAACAUCUUGGUGCUCAUUGCAGGGUGUCACUCUUUUGUGGUCAGGUCACUUGAGAAGAAUGAUUUCUUUGACACUGGCAUCACUAAGGCCCAGCUGUUCCUCACCCUCCACGAUGCUGUGCUAUUUGCUUUGUCAAGGAAGUUGGCAGAGUCCUCCGAGUUAACUGUGGACGAAUCAGAGACCGUGAUACAGGAAACCUUCUCAGAGACAGACAAGAAAGAAGAAUCAAGACAUAAAGCAAGUAGAAGUCUUACAGAAGCCCCCAGAAGUAAAAUUCCAGCCUCCUCCUUACUCCCAGACUCAGAGAUGGAGGAGGAAUCAGACUUGGAUCUGUAUUCCACAAUACAGAUGUCUAAAGACCCUGGGCUGAAUCUGGACCUAGACCUGGAUCAGGAGGUGGAGCCUGAGUCAGAGCUGGAGCCUGAAUCUGAGCUGGAUCAAGAGACAGAGCUCGAGCCUGAGCCAGAGGCCAGUCCCAGGCCGAGUAGGCAGAAGUACUGGUCUCUGUUUAAGGCUAUAAUUCCCAGAUCCCCAACUCAGACUCAGGCUAGGACACAGUCAGUAGAGAGGAGGCAUCAAAAUGUGAAACCAUAUACAUCCAAGGCUGGCACCAGUGAGGAUACCUUGGAGAUGAGCUAG
Molecule: messenger RNA, 2970 nt
Organism: Rangifer tarandus platyrhynchus (Svalbard reindeer)
Lineage: Eukaryota; Metazoa; Chordata; Mammalia; Artiodactyla; Cervidae
Source: the annotation of a GenBank genome assembly